Molecule: messenger RNA, 1701 nt
Organism: Arabidopsis arenosa
Lineage: Eukaryota; Viridiplantae; Streptophyta; Magnoliopsida; Brassicales; Brassicaceae
Source: the annotation of a GenBank genome assembly
AAAGAAAAGAAAAAAGUAAACUUUUUCGAACUCAAAUAAUUUCUCCAAAUUGAGAUAAAAAUCAUGCUCGACUCCACCCAAAUGCUUGCGUUUAUUCUAGGUUUGCUUCUCCUUGCACUAACUAUGAAGCGUAAGGAGACGAAGAAAACCAUGUUAAUGACUAGCCACACGAGAAACCUCUCUCUCCCUCCCGGGCCGAAACCUUGGCCUCUAAUCGGAAACCUACCGGAAAUACUAGGGAGGAACAAACCGGUGUUCCGGUGGAUACAUUCUCUCAUGAAAGAACUCAACACCGAUAUUGCAUGUAUCCGUCUUGCGAAUACUCACGUGAUCCCCGUGACAUCUCCGAGAAUUGCGAGGGAGAUUCUGAAGAAGCAAGACUCCGUUUUCGCCACUAGACCGCUAACAAUGGGGACAGAGUACUGCAGCCGCGGGUACUUGACUGUUGCCGUGGAGCCACAAGGAGAGCAGUGGAAGAAGAUGAAGAGAGUGGUGGCAUCUCACGUGACGAGCAAGAAGAGCUUCCAGUUGACGCUCCAAAAGAGAACCGAAGAGGCUGAUAACUUCGUCCGGUACAUCAAUAACCGCAGCGUCAAAAACAGUGGUAAUGGUAAUGGUUUUGUGGUUAUUGAUUUAAGGCUUGUGGUGCGGCAAUACAGCGGAAAUGUAGCUCGGAAGAUGAUGUUUGGUAUAAGGCACUUUGGUAAAGGAAGUGAAGAUGGAUCGGGACCAGGGUUCGAAGAGAUUGAACAUGUGGAAUCUUUGUUUACGGUUUUAACCCAUCUUUACGCCUUUGCAUUGUCAGAUUAUGUCCCGUGGCUAAGGUUCUUGGACUUGGAAGGCCAUGAGAAGAUUGUGAGUGACGCAAUGAGAAAUAUAAGUAAGUAUAACGAUCCUUUUGUUGAUGAAAGACUCAUGCAAUGGCGAAAUGGGAAGAUGAAAGAGCCUCAAGAUUUUCUUGACAUGUUUAUAAUGGCUAAAGACACUGACGGGAAGCCUACUCUGUCGGACGAAGAGAUCAAAGCACAAGUGACGGAGCUAAUGUUGGCGACGGUGGAUAAUCCGUCUAAUGCGGCGGAGUGGGCUAUGGCGGAGAUGAUUAACGAGCCGAGCAUCAUGCAAAAAGCCGUGGAGGAGAUCGAUAGGGUAGUUGGAAAAGACCGCCUUGUCCUUGAGUCCGACCUCCCAAAUCUCAACUACGUGAAGGCUUGUGUGAAAGAGGCAUUCCGGUUACACCCUGUGGCACCGUUCAACCUCCCUCACAUGUCCACCGCUGACGCUGUGGUAGACGGUUACUUCAUCCCCAAGGGAAGCCACGUGCUGAUUAGUCGUAUGGGGAUCGGGAGAAACCCUAGCGUGUGGGACAAGCCUCUUAAGUUCGAUCCGGAGAGACAUUUGUUCAAUAACUUAGGCGUGGAUCCAAACGAGCCUGAUCUCAAUAUAAUAUCGUUCAGUGCAGGACGAAGAGGGUGUAUGGGUGUGGACAUUGGGUCAGCCAUGACGUACAUGUUGUUGGCUCGGUUGAUUCAAGGGUUCACGUGGUCACCAGUGCCCGGUCAGAGUAAAAUUGAUAUUUCAGAAAACAAGAAUGAUCUUUUUAUGGCAAAACCAUUACACGCGGUUGCAACACCUCGUCUGGCUCCACAUGUGUAUCCAGCCUAAUUGAGAGAGAGAUUACUAGAAAAAAUGCACUAUUAUUCA